GCAGUUAUCUGAUUUUGCAUCACAUCCUCCAACCAAAGUGCAUAGAAAAGCACAGAAGAAACCAUAUAUAGAAAAAGAGAGAUCCUGUCAGUCAUUCGAGUCAUUCUUAUCUGAAGUUCAAGUAUACAUAACCUGAAAAGGUGACAGAAUGGACGUACUUGCUAUUUUCUUGCUUGUGCUUCUGCCUGGUCUGUGUGUCUCUAGUUUGACAGACAAGGAGACUGAUUUCUAUGGAAGUACUUCAAGAAAUCUUGCUCUUGGAGCCAAAACAGACCAAUCUUCUACAUUCCCUUUCUUUGGAUUGGCUAAACAUGCUGUGGAUGGAAACAGUAAUUCAAAUUAUUUCCUUGGGUCAUGUACUCAUACUUUCAUGGAGCAUAGUCCAUGGUGGAGAGUGGACUUGGGUGGUGUCUACAAAAUAUCCCGUGUUACCAUCACUAAUCGUGGGGACUGUUGUGGAGAGUGGAUAUCUGGUGCUCAGAUCCGUAUUGGCAACAGCCUGCAUAUGAACGGCAACAACAAUGAGCUUGCUGCAACAGUUUGGUCUAUCCCAAAUGGACACACAGAAACAUUUACAUUUAAGCCUAUUGAGGGACAGUAUGUCAACAUAGUUCUGCCUGGGAUGUUUAGAAUUCUCAUCUUGUGUGAGGUUGAAGUAUAUCGCAUAUGAAGUAGAAAGAAAUGAAGAACCACAGUCAACUGGGAUCCUGGAAGGAAAGACAAAAAAAAAACUUUUUUCUUUUUAAUAAAAUACAUUACGUAUCUGUUUUUAAUUUUUUUGUUUCUUUUAACAUAACUCUGAAAUACAAAUUCAGUCCAUUCAGUGUAUUUCCAUUAAGUAAAUACUUCACAUAUAAGGAGGGGAAAGGGAGGGGGACUGCAAAGCAGUUCAUAUCUACUUAUGUACCAUCUAUUUUCCUCUGUUUUGACCCGUUCUUAUAAAAUGUAUCUAUUCUUAGUUGUAGAGAAAAGGUACAUUUAUUUGUAUGGUUUUAUUGUAUCUGCAUCACAUGCCCUGUAUGUUGUAGUAGAUUGGACUCUUACUGUUGAUUUUACUAACAUGAUUUUACUAACAUGUCCAUGUAUUGUGCAUAACUGCCAAAAUGUAAAAAGAGUACGGAACAUGGCGGAAGCAAUCAUGCCAUAUGUUGUAAUACAUGGUUUUAUUAGUGUAUCAGAAGCAGGAACUUAAUGAAAAUCCACUGGAUGCAGUUAAUAUGGGAAAACAAUUAAAGACAC
Labeo rohita (rohu) is the source of this 1239-nucleotide messenger RNA. RefSeq names its product fucolectin-like. Bases 149 to 670 code for a protein of 173 amino acids. The record is from RefSeq and is a predicted model, not a curated record. The transcript has 6 exons. Lineage: Eukaryota; Metazoa; Chordata; Actinopteri; Cypriniformes; Cyprinidae.